Hypanus sabinus (Atlantic stingray) is the source of this 12503-nucleotide messenger RNA. Its product is annotated as GRB10-interacting GYF protein 2-like. Bases 609 to 4283 code for a protein of 1224 amino acids. Gene Ontology annotation, molecular function: protein binding. The transcript has 33 exons. Lineage: Eukaryota; Metazoa; Chordata; Chondrichthyes; Myliobatiformes; Dasyatidae. The record is from RefSeq and is a predicted model, not a curated record.
GGGGUCACGUGAACGGGAGCGCAGCGGCCAUCUUAGAAUCGGAGAAUCCGCAGAGAAGCGGCGGCGGCGAUAGUGUGUGAGAGAAAGCGAGAAGGAGAGACGGAGGCGGACCACUCUGCUUUGUACCAGAUUUCUUUUAGGUGGUGGUGAGACAUCAAGUCAUCAGAAUAUACUCUGCAUACCUAUUCCUGUCUGUAGUACAGUUUCAUUAACACUUGGAAUACUGUCCUAAUACAAGCUAAAAGGGCGCGGAGCUGGUAUCCAUAAUCUUCUGAUGUACUUGUCUCUAUGGCUGCCAGCGCUAGACUUCGUGUCAGAUGCUGUCCCCACCAAUAUCUGAACUAAAAUACAAGCUACGAAAACACUGAUACUGAGACCAAUUGUAGUAUCCCUAUCGCCAUCCUAACUGACAAAAAAAAUCCAGCUGAGCCUCUGGGGGAGAUUGUUGAAGCAAGCAAGUAUUUUUUUUUUUUUUGAACCAUAAAAGGAAUACAAGAUUAAUUCAUCUAUUGUUGACCUCUCAGAACAACAUACCUUGGGAGUCUCCAACGCUGCUUGUAGGUUGGGGGCCUGACCGUGGGUCAAGAACUGUUGUCAAAGACAAGGAAAUGGCAGCAGAGACUCAGACACUCAACUUUGGACCAGAAUGGCUUCGUGCAUUGUCCAGUGGUGGAAGUGUUGCGUCCCCACCUCCUUCACCUGCAUUGCCAAAAUACAAAUUAGCAGAUUAUCGUUAUGGACGAGAAGAAAUGCUAGCACUUUAUAUGAAAGAUAAUAAGGUUCCUGAAGAGUUGUCAGAUAAAGAAUUCCUGGCUAUUUUACAGGAUGAACCACUUCUGCCCUUGGCACUUGUACCUCUUACAGAGGAAGAACAGCGAAACUUUUCAAUGUCUGUCAACAGUUCGGCAGUGAUGAGAUUGAUGGGGCGGGGAGGAGGAGCCCCACCAGCAGGGGUGGUCAGAGGCCGAGGUGGUGCCAGGGGCCGGGGUCGAGGGAGAGGAGAAAGCGGUUAUUACCAAAGAAGUUUUGAAGAUGGAGAAGGGGGGUUUGGUCGUGGAGGACGUGAAAUGCUAAGGAGUCAGAGCUGGGAGGAAAGGGGUGACAGAAGAUUUGAGAAGUCCGGCCGUAGAGAUGGAGUACGGGUAGGGUUUGAGGAAGUGGCUCCAACCUCGCGCAAGCAGGAUUUUGCUCGCUCUGACAGUGAGAACUGGCGAGCCAUCCGCGAAGAGCAGAACGGCGAAGAUGAGGAUGGAGGUUGGAGGACAGCUGGAGCAAGAAGAGAAGGUGAUCGGUGGCGACCUCCUAGUCCAGAUGGUCCUCGCUCCGCAGGCUGGAGGGACCAUGCUGAUCAGCGGCGGCGCAGGUUUGACUUUGACUUCCGGGAGCGAGAUGAAGAGCGUUCGUACAGGCGGGGCCGGACGGGCAGUGGCAGCUAUGAAGACGAGAAGGAUAAUUUGCCCGAAUGGUGCCUGGAAGAUGCAGAGGAAGAGAUGGGGACAUUUGAUUCAUCUGGGGCUUUCAUGUCUUUAAAGAAGGGUUCCAAGGAGCCAAUUCCUGAAGAACAGGAGCUGGAGUUCAGGGGAAUGGAUGAAUUGGACGAGCGACCGGAAAAUGAAUACGAUAUGGAAUUUUACAAGGAAUCUGAAAGGACAGAAAAUGGUGAUGCAGACAGAACAGAUCUGCACACCGAAACAUUCAACGGCAAGACCUCUCCAUCAUGCUCGUCUUCCUCUCCCUCGGAAUCCCAGCCCCAGGAAGCAUUCCUUCCAGUACCUGAAGAAUGUGAGGCAGUUGUACAUCGGGCUGAGACGGAUGUGACUGAUUCUGUGUCAGAUACGCAAGGACACAAAGCUGUUGAUGAAGCUGUGAAUUUGGGCCAGCCUGCUCAGCUGAGUCCAGCCACAGUCUCAACUUUAUCAUCCUCUUCACCUUCCUCAUCUCCUCCAUACCCUGGCACCGCUGCUGAAUUCAUACCAGCAGAUAAUGACGACGAUGAAGGGAUGAAACGGUUUGAGCAGGAAGCUGAAAAAAUGGUUGCAUCGCUUCACGACAACUCAUUAGACGAUGAGCGGUUUGUCGAGAUGAUGCAGGAUCAAAGGAGUCGAGCUGCUGCUGCUGCCUUGCCCCUCUCACAUGAGGCAGCUAUGAAAUGGUUCUACAAAGAUCCACAAGGAGAGAUUCAGGGCCCAUUUACGACGCAGGAAAUGGCUGACUGGUUCCAAGCUGGAUACUUUCCCAUGUCCCUGCUGGUCAAACGGGGUUGUGAUGAGGGUUUCCAGCCUCUGGGAGACGUGAUAAAAAUGUGGGGAAGAGUGCCUUUUGCUCCUGGACCCUCCCCGCCACCAUUGCUGGGCGAUAUGGACCAAGGGAGAUUGAAAAAACAGCGAGAGUUGGCAGCUGCCCUGUAUCAUCAGCUUCAGUACCAGCAGUUUCUACAGCUCAUAAACAGUCGGCAACAGCUCUUACAGUGUGCACUGCAGCAGAAGGCAAACAUGACACCCCAACAGCAGCAACAACUUGUGCUGUUCCUGCAGCAGAUCCAGAACCUCAAAUCCAGGUGUGCAGAACAAAAUUUGAUUCCUCCUAUCAACAGAUCUGUGUCAGUUCCCGAAACUGGGUCCCUCUGGGACCUUCCAACCUCUGCUUCACAGCCCUCAGGCUGUGAAGCAAGUAGUUUGUGGGAUUCAGCAUCUCAGGGUCCGCUACUGGAACAAAUUCAAAAGCUGGAGCGAGAGAAGGCUACAAAACUGAAGCAGGACCGAAGAGAUGUGGAGCUAAGGAACAAAAGGGAAGAGGAUGAUAGAAAGCGACAGGAUGAAAUCCGAUGGCAAGAGGAAGAACGCAAACGUAGGGAUGAAGAUGAGCUAACAAGGAGGAAACAGGAAGAGGUGGUCCGAUUUCAAAGGGAGCAGCAAGAGGAAGCUGCCCGGCGCCAAAGAGAGGAAGAGGAUCGAAGACAAGAGGAGGCCCUGAGAAGACGCGAUGAGGAGGAAAGGCGGCAGAUGGAGGACAUCCUCCGAAAGCAGGAGAAGGAUCGGCGAUGGAUGGAGGAAGAGGAGAGCAGGCGCCAGCUGGAGGAAGAGGCCAGGCGCAGGCUUGCUGAGGAGGAGGAGCGGAAGCGCAAAGAGAUGGACCUGCAGCUUCAGCGGCAGCAGGAAAUGCUGAGGCACAGGCAGCAGCAGCAGCAGGAGACACUGAGGCGCUUGCAGCAGCAUCAGUUGGCUCAUAUAAAGAUCCCUUCUUCCACUACAUGGGGGCAGCAAUCCAACUCGGUACCACCUCUUCAGAAGUUGGAGGAGGAGCGGCAACGCAGGGAGGAGCAGUGUCGUCAGCAGCAGGAGAUAAUGAAGGCACUCCAGCAGCACCAGCAGAAGUCACCUGGCUGGAACAGUAUUCCCAAGCAGUCUAUGUCUGUAAAAUCACUACUGGAGGUGCAGCAGGAACUACAGAAACAGCAGCAGCAAAGGGCGCAGGCACGAGCUCAUUCUAGUAUACCUAUCAACAACUCUUCAGUAUGGGGAUUGCCUGGUCAAUGGGGAUCUGACAUGAACAGCAUGUGGAGUGUGCACGAAACCAAGAACUCUAACAUAAGCCUGUGGGGGGACGAAGCUGUGAAGAGCACAGGCCCUGUGAUCAGGAAUGCAGGGUUGAAGAACAGCAGGAGCAGUCCUUCACUAAGUGACUCGUAUGGAAUUCCCACCCGACCAAGCAAGAAGAAGACUGAAGACGAGGAAAAGUUACUGAAGCUCUUCCAGGGAAUGAGCAAAACUCAAGAUGGCUUCACACAGUGGUGUGAACAAAUGUUGCAUGUCCUCAACACAGCCAACAACCUGGAUGUUCCUACGUUUGUGUCCUUCCUUAAAGAAGUGGAAUCGCCAUACGAGGUGCAUGAUUACAUUCGUGCAUACCUGGGUGACACCCCUGAGGCCAAAGAGUUUGCCAAGCAGUUCCUGGAACGUCGUGCCAAACAGAAAGCCAAUCAGCAAAGGCAGCAGCAGCAGCAACAGUUAACGAAGGAGCUUUUGGGCCUCACUGGGAAUCUCUCUCUGCAGCCUGACAGAUUACAGGACUCCAUCUGGGGGCUCGGUUCAAACGGCUUACAGUCACUGUUCCAGGCUAAUCACAAUAGCGCACAACAGUCAUCUUAUGAGAGCUCCCAAGCUGGGAAAAAGAAAAAAAAGCAAAAGAUGGUGAGGGCUGAUCCUAGUAUCCUGGGCUUCUCUGUGAACGCAUCAUCAGAGCGACUGAAUAUGGGAGAGAUAGAGACGAUGGAUGAUUUUUAAACAAGGUUUUUUUUUAAGUUCCUAAAAGCUGCCUUUGACUCCUUAUUGACCGUACCUGGAACAUGCUUCAUGGUAGGCGUCCGCAGUGAUGAAUCCAGGAUCUCCGCUCCCUGUGCUGGCAAGAAGUGUGAAAAUUCACUUAAUUUUUGUUUUGUGAACCCUCUGGGUACUUCUACUCUUCAUUGGAUGAAGCACCUUAAUAACCAUGCACUUUAUCAGACAUUGUACAUAGACUGAAACUGGAGGUUUUCUUGAAUAUAAAGUUCCUUUUUUUUUGGAAAUAUAUCUGCAAAACACUGUUACUGUUUUUAAAAAAAAGUGUUUUUUUUCUUUGAAAGGAUGUGGAACCUGAAGAAAUGCACUUAAAAGACUGAAUCCAGAACUGGAACUUAUGGUGUGCUAUAGUUUGGACAAUGUGAUUUUUGAGUGUUUAGGUCCCUUUUUAAACAAAAAAAAAGGCAGAGAGGAUCAGGAGGCCACUUACUCAGUUUUACUUUGGUUGCACAUAAAGCACCGAGCUACAUUGGACUAACCCGGACAGCACUGCGCAAGAGUGGAUUUUCAGCAUUUACGUGGUGCUUUAUACAAGGAAUGUAUAAAAAAAGACAAUAAAUACAUACUUGGACAGAGUAGUUCAAGUGGACUGCUGCGUUGACAGCUUUUUUUGUUUUUUAUUUUUUAAAAGAAGCUAUUUUCCCCACCCCUUUCCUAGGUUAAGUACUUGUUAACCCAGGAAUCCAAGCUCACCGGCAGUAACGCAGAACUCAUGCUGUCUUGUCAGCCACGUGGACUGCAAUGCACCCGGAAACGGAUGGCGGCUGACGAGUCGGAAAAAAAGAGGAAUGGAGAGAGACCAGCCCUCCAGUUCGCUUUGUUCUUCAAAAGGUUGCGAGACAGCGGCAAACCGCUACAAAGAACUAGUUUUUUUCAUCACCCCCCCACCCCUCCCCCCACCUUAGUCCACUGAGGUGACUUAACAGCUGUGCAAGGGCUGUACGCUAUAAUUACCACUAUUCAUGUGGGACCAUUUCAGUCUUGUGUCUUUUUGUUUAAGAGGAUAGUUGUACUUUGGUCUGUUUGUGUGUGUGUGUAUUUUUUUUCCCAAAUAUAAACUUCUGUUCCCUUUCGGAAUAGAUCUAGAGUGGUAGGACUGAAGUGCAUCUUUGAAAGUCAGCUGCUUUGUAUUUGGACUCUGGUGGAAUGGCUCCCACUGAUAAUGCAUGUGUUUUUUUAAAAUUCUUUGUUUUAUCAAACCACAACUUGUCUUAAAGCUUUAAGAAAUGAAGCAAACCACAAAUUAGCAUCCAGAAAGUCUGGGUGAAAAAGUGUGCAUGCUUCACAGGUGACUCUUUGGGAAGAUUGGAACCACAGCGAUGUCUAGUUGACUUGUGACAAGACAGAGUAAAAUCAAUAAAUGUUUGUAGAGUAUAUUUUUUAAAAAAAACCUUUGAGGAGAGACAACAAAAGGAACAGGGGUUCAGGUUUGAUUUGAAAGCUACAUCAGCUGGGCACAGAGCUUUACAGUGCAGAAUUAUCCCAGGUUGCAAACUCUGGUGCCUCCUGGCUAAGGCAGCAGUACAUUUCUUCAGUUCCCCCCCCAAACCAAGGUCAACAGUUUCUGCUAGAAUUAUCCAUUCUGCCCCAGUGGCUUCUGGUAUAUGGCAUCCAGUGGAUCUGGAAGUGGGAUUAGAUAUGAUUGCAUGUCUGCUUUCCAGAUUUAUGGAUGUUUGAAUCAAGAUGUUUGUGGGAUAUUGGAAUGGGACCUGCAGAGAGUUUGUUUGCAGUACCAGAGAAGGGAACCUGGGUUGGACACAGUGGUUUGGAAUUGAUUGCACGUCAUUUACUCAUUGUGGUAACCAUGGUUAUAAUGUAAUUGAGUGUAAAUGUAAAGACCAUUUCAGUAUUAACAGACCUCAAGUGUACUUUCACAACUCAGUGAGUGCAUCUCAGAAUUUGUUGGCGUGAAAAGGCUGUUUGCAUCUCUCUAAAAGCUUUGUCUCUCAUUCCCCCCCCACCCCCAUCCCUUCAUUAAAUGCAUUCAACUAGCAAACACACUCCAGAACACUGUUUAAAAUAGGAAAUGGGCAUGAGGAAAGUAAAUGUGCAACUGGUUACUGUGUCACCCACAUAUGCGUGUCCACUUUCCCUACAGCAAACAGAGGCAGCAGCUUUAAACCCUGGUGUCAUCAGUUUUAUGCCCACCCCACUCAAUACACCAAUGGUGCACCCGUGCAUUGGUUAAUUCCUGCAGUGGAUGCAAGGAGGGAAAGUGAGUUUUGUUGUACAUGAUGGUAUUUUCCUUUUCUAAUUGAAAGCUUAUGAACUACAUUGUGCCUGCUUUGAGAUUACUGAUUCUGUUUUUCUUUUUUUAAAAAAACCCAAGCAUUUGGGGAAAGAAAUGUUAUCCUCGUAAUUGCCCUAAAGUAAGUUAAUUGGAUUGUUUGUUUUUAAGGCUAAAUUUGUUUAAAUUGGCAUAAGUUAGAGGCGCUUUUUUUUAUUGAAUGGGCUGUGCUGCAUUAAGUCUGAGUUGCACUUUUGAGAAUCCAGUUUGUAAACAGUGUUUUUAAUUGUGUGCUUAUUCACAGGUCAGCACUUCCUUAAUCGCAUAUGCUGAGGGAAAUAUACACACAAAAUUAAGAAAGUAAGAAAGGACUGUAGCAUUAGAUGCAGCCAGAAGGCACAACUUGUCCUUUACCAAGGUACCCUGAAUUUGAAUUUAUCCCCAUGUAAAUCUCCUGUUCCCCACACUCCCUGCAUCCAAAGCCGGUAAUUGUUGUAAGUGGUAACCUGGUUGGAGUAUGCACACUAUUCAUAAGUUUACUUACCUUCUACAUGUAGGUUAGCAUUCAAGUGGUGUCUUUUGACAAGCAGGCUAGCACUACUUCCAAAUUCGGGAAAAUACGCACAAUAUUCUUUUCCAAGUGGGUUGGGCACAGUGAGUCAGUAACAGUCAGUGACUUCAAACCCACUAAAGAUAUUUUUUUUACUGUCCAUUUCUCCCAGCAAUCAUAAUGUAUACUUUUUUUUAAUAUAAAGUUCUCCUGGGUAGACUGGUUGGUUGCAAUUUGCAAAACGUGAUCUUCCCUGUGAAAGAGUUCACUGCUGCCACCAAGCUAGUUUACUUCUAAUUGUGGUGUGGUAUGUUCUGAAUUGGUUCCUUCAAAUGACUCCACCUUCAUCCACCAUGGCAGUGUAACAAAGCUCGAGGCCCUUUCUUCCACCUGUGCCCCAGAGUUGAGAUUGCAAAAUAGGUAUUUGUACUGGUGGGUGUUCCUCAGAUGAAUGUGCUUUUUCUGGUCAUGGUUGAGAAACGUGUGGCCUUGGUUAAUGUUCCUAGGUCUCAAGUGUGGUUUAAUUUAAUCCUGAUGAUAGCAAUGUGGUCAAUAGGAUUGAAAUCCACCAAGAGUGAUGGAAAGAUAAGCAUAGGACAAAUGCAUCAGUUGCUGCAAUGGUUGGACUCCAGAGCAUUGCAUUGACUCCUGGCUCCAGUGUGGUUGUUUUUUUUUAAAAAGCAUACUCCCCUUCCCCAGGCCAUGGCAGUCUGCAAUGCUCAUUUCGGGGUAAGCUUCACUGCAACACUUACUCAUUUGUGCCCAUUUGUGUUUGGCUGCUAUUGAAAGGAACGAAGAUUGUAUGACUAUAAAGCCAUGAGCUAUCUUAUUCAGCCUAGGCUGUACUGGUCCAGAUAUGAAGCACCAUUUAUUGCAUAAGCUAAAUUAAUUCUGCACUCUUCUCAGUGUAGAUGUGUAUAUUUUAAACCAUGUCGAGGUUUUUUCUUUUGCGCAAUGCCACGUAUUGCUUUCUGGAGAACAUCCAGGAAUGUAGGCAGAUGAAGGAGGUAUAUUUUUUGGCUUGGGCAGGGAGGGACAUUGGAAGAGUUAUUGCAAGUUGGAUGACUUAUUUGCACAAUUGUUUCAUUUGAUUUUACAACCAAUAUCUGUUGUUGGGAGGUGGGUUGGGUGGGGUAUGGGUGUAAUGUACUUUUUUUAAUUGUUGUGCAUAAUCCCGAGCUUUGUAGAUACUUUGCUUACCGUAUAAAUAACUUGUACUUUUGGUUGGAAGCCUGACUACAGAGUAAAAUUUAAACCUCCCUCUGCUAAACACAAGAUAUUAUUUUCCAGGUUGGGGAGCUCUGUGAAUACUGCCUUUUCACAAGUCUUUCAAGCUUUGCAUUCUUUUUGUGGAUGUAAUAAGGGGAGGGGCGGGUGGUUAAAAUAAGACAAGUGUACAUAGUUUGAGAUGUAAAAAAAAACAGAAUAAAUUCGUACUGGGUUUCUGAACUGAAAUGGCUUUUUUGUGGUUGUACAUUUCUCACCUCAUAUUUAGAUAUCACUGAACCUUACACCCUUUAAACCGUUUACCUACAAAUUGUUCCAUUUUUAACCAGCUUCUACACCCCUGUGGUUAUGGAGUCAAAAUGUCUCUCAGAAUACAGCCAACUCUGGAAGAGCCAGUUGAAGAAUGACACCAGCUGAUACUAUUUCACUACAUGGGAAUGAAAAGAGAAUGUCUUGUCCUUGAGCCAUCUUUCAGGCGAGACAUUACACUACAUUGCCAGAGCAAUAUGGGUAAUCCUCUCAGAAGGGCAGGUGAGAUUUCUGUCCAGUUUUGGACUGUAUUUCUCCAACACCAUUGGAAAAAAUUCACAAACGUGAAAAUCUGCUGGAGAUCCAAGCAACACACACAAAAUGCUGGAGGAACUCAGCAGGUCAGGCAGCAUUUAUAGAAAAGAGUAAUGUCGAUGUUUCAGGCUGAAACCCAGCAUUAGUCCUGCUGAAGGGUUUGGGCCUGAAACAUUGACCAUACUGUACUCUUUUUCCAUAGAUGCUGCCUUGCCUGUUGAGUUCCUUCAGCAUUUUGUACUGGAAAAAUAUGAUCUGGUCAUUAUUCCGUUAUUAGCUGCCACAUUCAUGCAUUGCAACACUGCACUUCAAUUUAUUGCUUGGUUGAAACACUUUGGGCAGCUUGGUUUCAGGAAAGCUACAGAAACGUGAGUCUUUUUUAAAGAAAUGUUUAACUUUUAUUUAUCCUGUAUCAGUAUGAUAAUAUCCAGGUUUUAAUAUCCCUUCUACCAUCAAAUUUCUGAAACGUCCAAGAACAGAAUCUCAAAGUCCUCUUCUGCACUAUAUUUAUUAUGUUGUUCCUUUCUGUGCCUAAUGAUGCAUCAGGCAGUAACCUUACCAUGUCUUUAGCACUUUUUUUUAUUGAGGCAAGGUUACUAGCUCAAUGCUCAACCCAGCACAGAUGGAAGGAGCUGGACAGAUUCAAACCUGGGACCACUCUCCUUGAAGUUGGGUGUAGAUGCCAUUACACCACCGGCUGGCUCUAUUUAUUAUACUUGCAAUGAUUUUUUUAAUGUCAUGCAUUGUUAACUGCUACUACGAAAAAUGCACGUUCAGACGGAGACAUAAUGUAAAGAUUCUUACUCGAAUGUAUGUGAAGGAUGUAAGAAAUAAACUCAAUUCAAUUCAAUUUUGUGACAUAUAUCAGUGAUAAUUAACCUGAUUUUGGUUACCUAUGAUGGAUAGCUCUUAAGAAAGAUAUCCUUGUCUCAUAUCCCCACUCAUGUUCGGUUUUAAAAUGUAAUUACUUUCAGUUUUCAUAGUAGGCAAAAAGACAAGAUCUUGAUCAUUUGGGUUGAGGGAUGUUAACAAUUCUGCAUUAGUCAUGGCAUGGAUAGUAAAUGCAGUUUUAGAAUUUUGUUACAUUUUACAGAUCAGUUUCUGGACUGAAUCUGUCGAUGUAGGAAUAAUAGAGUCCUUUCCAAUAAAAAGAUUUCUCCAGACUUGGAUUUCCACUGACUAGGAAGAAAUCUUUCUUGAAGAAUAUUAAUUUAGUUUGCAGCUCCCUUCAAGUAGCAGAGUUGGUGAACAAAGCACUCAGGUAAUGUGCAUGUGCUGAGGUACUUGAGAAUGAGUGAAAUGAUGGUAGCUGGAACUGCUGUCUGUUACGGUUAAUUGCACACACAGUUCUGAAUCACCUAAUGGUGCAAGUCCUACUCUGAGACUUGAAUACUUAAUCCAGGCUGACAUUACCCCCAAGGGACUAUCACACUGCUGGUGAUAAGGUUUAUAAAAAUGAGAUGUGAACUCUCUCAGGUAAAUGUUUUGAGGAAUUCUGCUUCAUUAUUAUCUGUGUUGACAUUGCUAACAUCUGCAGAUCAUGAAGACCCCUAUAUGUCUUGGAAUGUAGAAAAUCAGCAAAGAUUCCUACUGCUAAGAGCAGGGAAGGUUCAGGCAUAAAAGGGAUAUACUGCUUAGUAGAGCAGUCAUCGACGUAGUGAUCUGAGGCAAAGCAGUAGGACUUUGGCAAUAACGGGUCAAGGCAAGGUAAGUUACCUGUGAGGAAUGGACGCAAGAAAUAUGUUUGUGAGGCCGGUGUUCUGUGCCAGGUGCAUUGAGUUGCAGGUCCUUAGGGACCGGGUUAGGGAACUGGAGAUGCAGCUUGAUGACCACCUUCUGGUCAAGGAAAGUGAGGAGGUGAUAGAGAGGAGCUAUAGGCAAGUAGUCACCCCGGGGACUUGGGAGACAAGUAAGUGGGUAACAGUCAGGAGAGGGAAGAGCAAGAGUCUGAUACCAGAGAGUGUGCUAGAGGUGCGGCCACUGUUGCUUCCUGCAGGUAGCCCUCCCCCCAAACAGGGGUACUUAGUUAAGGGAGACAGCCACAGAGAUACAGUCUGGCCCUGUGGCUCAGAAGUGUAGGAAAAGGAAGGAGGCGGCAGUGAUAGAAGACUCUAACAGGCAGUUUUGUUGUUGCAUGAAAGAAACAAGUGGUAGUUUGCCUCCCAGGUGCCAGGGUCCGGGAUGUUUCUGAUCACAUCCACAGUAUCCGAAUGUAUCAACAACAUAGCUAGGAAAAGGGAGGAGGUAUUGAAAACAGACUACCAGGAGUUAGGAAGGAAGUUGAGAAGCAGGACCUCAAAGGUAGUAAUCUAAGGAUUAUUGCCUGUGCCACACAACAGUGAGUACUCUAUAGGAAUAGUGUGUGAAGGAUAAAUGCAUGACUGAGGGAUUGGAGUGGGGGCAGGGAUUCAGAGUUCUGGAUCAUUGGGUCCUCUUGGGGCAGGUGUGACCUGUACAAAAAGGACAGAUUGCACUUGAAUCCGAGGGGGACCAAUAUCCUGGCAGGGAAGUUUGCCAAGGCGAUUGGGAGAGUUUAAACUAGAAUCGCUGGGGGGUGGGAACUGAACCGAAGAGACAGAGGAAGGGGCAGUUGGCUCACAAAUAGAGAAAGCUUGGAGAUAGUGCAGGAGGGAAGCUAGGCAAGUGAUGGAGAAGGGAUACAUUCAGACCGAUGGUUUGAGAUGUGUAUUUUAAUACAAGAAGCAUCACGAACAAAAUGGAUGAGCUUAGAGCUAUGAUGUCAUUACAGAGACUUGGAUGGCUCGGGCAGGAAUGGUUAGAGUGCCAAGCUUUAGAUGUUUGAGACAGGACAGGGAGGGAGGCAAAAGAGGUGCUGAUCAGAGGUAGUGUUACAGCUGCAGAAAAGGAGGAAAUAAUGGAGGGAUUGUCUACUGAGUUUCUGUGCACGGAAGUUAGAAACGGGAAGGGGUCAAUAACUACUGAGUUUUUUAUAGACCACCCUGUAAUAACAGGGACACUGAGGAGCAGAUAGGGGGACAGAUUCUGGAAAGGUGUAAUAACGGCUGUGGUAGGAGAUUUUAAAUUCUCAAAUAUUGAUUUGCAUCUCCCUAGAGCAAGGGGUUUAGAUGGGGUGGAGUUUUUUUAGUUCAGGAAGGUGUCCUGACACAAAAUGUAGAUAAACCUAUAAGCGGAGAGGCUGUAUGUGAUCUGGUAUUGGGAAAUGAACCUGGUCAGGUCUCAGAUCUCUCAGUGUGAGAGCAUUUUGGUGAUAGUGAUCACUAUUCUAUCUCCUUUACCACAGCAUUGGAGAGGGAUAGGAACAGACAAGUUAGGAAAGGGUUUAAUUGAAGUAAGGGGAAAUAUGAAGUUAUCAGGCAGGAUCUUGGGAGCCUAAAUUGGGAACAGAUGUUCUCAGGGCAGAAAUGUGGCAAAUGUUCAGGGGAUAUUUGCGUGGUGUUCUACAUAGGUACAUUCCAAUGAGACGGAAAAGGAUGGUAGGGUAUGGGAUGGUGUACAAAGGCUGUUGAAAAUCUAGUCAAGAAGAAAAAAGCUUACAAAAGGCUCAAAAAGCUAGAUAAUGACGGAGAGCUAGAAGAUUAUAAGGCUAGCAGGAAGAAGCUCAAGAAAGAAGUUAGGA